GUCCAAGCCUAAUCCAACCAUGAAGACCUCUCACUCACUCAAUCACUAGCUAGACAAGAAUGUGAAUCGCAUUUGUAGGGCUAAAGGGUAACCAUCAAAUUCAGAGAGCAUAAACCCUAAAGCUCCUUUUGUUGAGAAAAGACAUGCAUAUCUUCUCCUCAUGCACCUCCUUUAUAUCAUUAGCUUCUUAGUGCCUUGAUUCCCUAUUCUCCACAUACUUAAACAUUCUCAACCCCCCCUGAAACCGCACCACAAACCCCACACCACAACAACAAUAACACUCUUCUUCUCCUCGCCAUGGUCUCAUCUUUCCUUCUUCCCCUCUCCUUUCUCCUCCUCUUCCUCCUCCCUCUCGCGGCCGCCGCGGCUACUGACUCUGCGGUCGCCGCGGCUACUGACUCUGCGGCCGCCCAAUUCAACUUCCUCUCCCUCCUCAAGAAGUCCUUCAAAGGCCCCUCCAUGGCGCGCUGGGACUUCAACCGCUUUAACGACCUUGACUCCCGCGCUAAUUAUUCCUAUUGCAACCUCCCCGGCCUAGGCUGUGACAGCGCUGGUGACGUCGUGUUGAUUGACCUGUCCUCGUGGUUUCUCGCCGGCGACUUCCCUGCGGGUGUAUGCUCCGCCCUCCCGGCCCUCCGCGCCCUCCGCCUCGGCUACAACGAGAUCCGUAACGGGUUUCCCGGCGACCUCACCGACUGCUCCUUCUUGGAGGAGCUCAACCUCACCCACGCCCGCAUCACCGGCGGCGUCCCUGAUCUGUCCCCUCUCCGGUCUUCCCUCCUAGCUCUCGAUCUCUCCAACAAUUACUUCACCGGUGAGUUCCCCGUCGCCGCUCUGGCCAACCUCUCCCUCCUCGAGUAUGUCAACUUCAACGAGAACCCGGGGUUCGAGGUGUGGAAGCUGCCGGAGGCAAUCGCCGGCUUUACGAAUCUUAAAGUGUUGAUCCUCUCGACGACGAGCAUGCGGGGGAAGAUCCCGCCGUGGAUCGGCAAUAUGACGUCGCUCACUGACCUCGAGCUCUCUGGGAACUUCCUCGUGGGGAAUAUUCCGGCGACGUUGGGGAGACUCCAGAAACUCCAGCUGCUGGAGCUCUACUACAACAAGCUCACUGGCGAGAUUCCCCACGAGCUCGGAAACUUGACGAGCCUGAUCGACAUCGACAUGUCGGAUAAUCACUUAGUCGGAAGCAUACCGGCAAGCCUCUGCGGCAUCCCUGGCCUCCAGGUCCUCCAAGUCUACACCAACAACCUCACUGGAGAAAUCCCCCAAGUUCUCGGAAACUCCUCUGCUUUGACGAUCCUGUCUAUCUACGGCAACAAACUCACCGGCGAGCUUCCAGUCGACCUCGGCCGGUACUCCAACUUGAUCGUGUUGGAAGUGUCGGAGAAUCUUCUCUCUGGUCCACUCCCACGCUACGUCUGCGCUCAGCGCCAGCUGCUCUACAUUCUCGUGGUGAGGAACAACUUCUCCGGCGAACUUCCGGCGAGCUACGGAGAAUGUAAUUCUCUGCUCCGUUUCCGAGUCAACGACAACAACCUCAGCGGUAGGGUUCCGGAGUCCCUCUUCGGGCUUCCCCACGCCUCCAUCAUCGACCUCGGAUUCAACAGCUUCGAAGGCAUCAUUGCCAAAUCCAUCGGCAAUUCCAAAAACUUGACUGCGCUUUUCCUGCCGAAUAACAAAAUCUCCGGCGUCCUCCCGCCGGAGAUCGGACUGGCGACAAGUUUAGUCAAGAUCGAUCUCAGCAACAACCUCCUCUCCGGGCCAAUUCCUGCCGAGCUUGGGCAUUUAACUUUGCUCAACCAACUUUCUUUACAGGGGAACAAAUUCGACUCCUCCAUUCCCGAAUCCUUGUCCUCGUUGAAAUCUCUCAACGUCCUCAACCUCUCCAACAACCACCUCACCGGAAAAAUCCCAGACAGCCUCUGCGAGCUUCUUCCAAACUCAUUAGAUUUCUCCAAUAACCAGCUCUCGGGGCCGAUCCCGUUCCCUCUCAUCAAGCAGGGCCUCAUCGACGGGGUGGCCGGGAAUCCCCUGCUUUGCUUGCCGUUCCACGUCAACUUGACCGACCCUGUUUUCACGCUCUGCCCUCGGCGGAACUUCCGGCGGCGGCUCAACAACAUGUGGAUUGUAGGCGUCUCCGCGAUUCUUGCUAUCUUCGUCGUGCUCCUUCUGGUGAAACGCUGGCUCGGUAAAAAGAGCGUCUUGAUGAAACAAGAUGCGUUUUCCUCUUCGUCGUCGUUCUCCUAUGACAUCACUAGCUUCCACAAGCUGAGCUUCGAGCAGCAUGAGAUAGUCGAAUCGCUGAUCGAGAAGAACAUCAUCGGGCACGGUGGGUCGGGGACGGUAUACAAGAUCGAGCUGAGCAACGGGGAGUGGGUGGCGGUGAAGAAGCUGUGGAGCAGGAAGACGAAGGACCCGGUGACAGCGAAGGAGGAGCAGCAGGGGAGCCUGGACAGGGAGCUGAGGACGGAGGUGGAGACGCUGGGGAGCAUCCGCCACAAGAACAUCGUGAAGCUCUACUGCUGCUUCUCCGGCGUAGACAGUAAGCUGCUGGUGUACGAGUACAUGCCCAACGGCAACCUGUGGGACGCUCUGCACCAGGGGAAGAGCUUAUUGGAAUGGAACACCAGACACAAGAUCGCGCUGGGGAUCGCGCAGGGGAUCGCCUACCUCCACCACGACCUGCUCUUCCCGAUCGUCCACCGAGACAUCAAGAGUUCCAACAUCCUCCUCGACGCCGAUUUCGAGCCCAAGGUGGCGGAUUUCGGCAUCGCCAAGGUUUUGCAGGCCGGCGGAAACAGGGAGACUUCCACGACGGUUAUUGCCGGUACUUACGGUUACUUGGCGCCAGAGUACGCUUAUUCGUUCAAAGCUACCACGAAAUGCGAUGUCUAUAGCUUCGGAGUCGUUCUAAUGGAGCUGGUUACCGGGAAGAAACCAGUCGAGGCAGAGUUCGGAGAGAACCGCGAUAUCAUCCACUGGGUUUCGAGCAAGAUGAGCACCAAGGAAUGCAUAGACGAGGUGCUAGACAAGCAGCUGGCAUGGAACCCCCUCAAGGAGGAAAUGAUCCAGUUCCUCCGCAUCGCCAUCCGCUGCACUUACAGCAACCCAUCCCUGCGUCCGACGAUGAACGAGGUCAUCCAGCUCCUCACCGAGGCUCAUCCUUGCAAGCCGGACGCAAACGGACCGCCCUUCAAGCUAGUCGAACCUCGUCACCGCAAAGGCUAACGACCCAACUAAGGCCUAUCUUUAGCUACUACAUACAACUAAUACCAUAGUUUAAUCACUCCACUUAUAGUUUAAAAGAUAGGAGCAUUUAGAACUGGAAAGGUUCCUGCUUUGUGCUUACAUUAGUCAGCUUUGUCCUCACGCAGCAUCUGGUGCCUCUGAGAGGUGGACCUUCAUGUACAUAUCAAUCACUGUUUUUGUCGAAAAAGAGUAUUCUCUUCUUCUUAUCA
This is a messenger RNA of Zingiber officinale, 3458 nucleotides long. RefSeq names its product receptor protein-tyrosine kinase CEPR1-like. Gene Ontology annotation, biological process: protein phosphorylation; hormone-mediated signaling pathway. The record is from RefSeq and is a predicted model, not a curated record. Gene Ontology annotation, molecular function: protein binding; ATP binding; protein kinase activity. Lineage: Eukaryota; Viridiplantae; Streptophyta; Magnoliopsida; Zingiberales; Zingiberaceae. Gene Ontology annotation, cellular component: plasma membrane. The transcript is spliced from 2 exons. Bases 298 to 3228 code for a protein of 976 amino acids.